Molecule: messenger RNA, 739 nt
Organism: Panicum virgatum (switchgrass)
Lineage: Eukaryota; Viridiplantae; Streptophyta; Magnoliopsida; Poales; Poaceae
Product: 60S acidic ribosomal protein P2A-like
Exons: 4
Coding region: 164-508 (114 amino acids)
Biological process (GO): cytoplasmic translational elongation
Cellular component (GO): ribosome; cytosolic large ribosomal subunit
Molecular function (GO): structural constituent of ribosome
Source: RefSeq, a predicted model, not a curated record
CAAAUGGACGGUGUAGACCGCGGCUCAUCUGGGGCACGUUCUGUAUAAACCAGCAGCACCGCCGAUCCCCCACCGCCGCCGCGCAGAAACCCUACGGAGUACGGACCGCCCGAGCCCUCCGCCCCUCAUCUCCUCCUCGAGCUCUCUCCCUCCCGGAUCCUGGAUGAAGUUUGUUGCUGCCUAUCUGCUUGCUGUCCUCGCUGGCAACCCCAGCCCCUCCGCGGAGGAUUUGUCGGCCAUUCUGGAGUCAGUUGGCUGUGAAAUUGACAAUGAAAAGAUGGAGCUCCUGCUGUCCCAACUGAGUGGAAAGGAUAUUACUGAGCUCAUUGCUGCGGGCAGGGAGAAGUUUGCUUCGGUCCCAUGCGGUGGUGGUGGUGGUGGUGUGGCUGUUGCGGCAGCUGCCCCAGCUGCUGGUGGAGCUGCUCCUGCAGCUGAGGCGAAGAAGGAAGAGAAGGUGGAGGAGAAGGAAGAGAGUGAUGAUGACAUGGGCUUCAGCCUCUUCGACUAGGCUUGUGCAGUCAUCAGAGUUUUGUUUUUUUGGCAGGAAGACCAAGAUGUUUGGAUUUCAACCUUAUUUUGUUUUGCAAAUCACCGGAAAGACUGUUGCUAUCUUGAUAUGUAGUAAUUCAGCUGUAGCCUGUACGUUGCUCUGCUGGUUGGGGUUUACUGGUGAACCAGAGUUUUCCCUAUCCUAUAUAGCAGAUGAAUUGGUUUCCCAAAAAGUUUCUUUUCCUCUCCA